GUGCAUCAUGGCGGUGCAAGGAAGAAAGUAGAGCAGGACCUUUAUGUUGUAACGAUUUAUAGUUUCUGCAUUCCCCCUCAGCUUGCAAUAUAGAGAUAUCAACGUCCUACCCGAGUAUUAGUUUUAAUUUCUACGCACGGGCACGGAGCUUGUUGGGAAAAUACGAGCGUUUGGUUUGGUGCUUGCUUUGCUAGUGUGCUCCGUGAGAAGUUCAGAGAUGUGCACACAGACGAAGGCGGCAGCUCUCAUGGCCAACAUACCGCAGGCAGACAUCGACCCGUCCGGGGUGUUUAAGUACGUCCUGAUCCGGGUGCAUAGCCGAGAAGAGGGGGAUGACUCGGAGGUGGAUAUUGUCCGGGGAUACGGCUGGGCUGAGUACCACGCUGACAUCUAUGAGAAGGUAGCGGAGGAGCUGGAAAAGGACGGCCACUUGGACUGUGAGUGUAUCGGAGGAGGGAGAAUCAAACAUGAUCCCCAGGCCAAGAAGAUCCAUGUCUACGGAUACUCCAUGGGAUUUGGAAGAGCAAACCACGCGGUGACUACUGAGAAACUGAAGGCUCGGUAUCCAGAUUAUGAGGUGACCUGGGAUAAUGAAGGCUACUGAAAUGAACUGUGACCAGCCUCUGCUUGAUGCCCUGUAUUCAUCGACUGACAGGCGUUUUCUGUAACCCUUGAUUAACAGGCAGAACACGUUAAAAACUACAGAGUCAGUUGCAGACUUCAUAAACAAAAACAGACUCAAAGGAACUCACUAAAUACCAUUAUUAGGAUAUUUUGUAUUAAUGCAACAACAACUACCCAACGCUCAUUUUUUUCAUGUUGUUUUCUCAUGUAAAACAUAUAAAGCCCUUCAUAGUGUAGUCUGUAAUUUAAUAAAUGUAAUAUUUCAUGUGGAAACAUUUUAAAUAAAUAACUGGCCGUGGCAGUUUGAUUGAC
Messenger RNA from Archocentrus centrarchus (flier cichlid), 936 nucleotides. RefSeq names its product phosphohistidine phosphatase 1 (gene phpt1). Gene Ontology annotation, biological process: peptidyl-histidine dephosphorylation. Gene Ontology annotation, cellular component: cytosol. NCBI's taxonomy places the organism in Eukaryota, Metazoa, Chordata, Actinopteri, Cichliformes, Cichlidae. The transcript is spliced from 3 exons. Bases 218 to 604 code for a protein of 128 amino acids. Gene Ontology annotation, molecular function: protein histidine phosphatase activity. The record is from RefSeq and is a predicted model, not a curated record.